AUGGUUCCCCCCGUUCUUGCCACCGUUGUGAGGGUCUCGCGCCCUGCGGGGUGGGCGUUCGGGCCCAUCCUCUUUGCCAUCGGCCUCGUCCACUCGCCCCACGGUUCCGCGGGAAUCGCCAAGUACGCCGCGCUCCAGCUAUUUUCGCUCUCCUUCCCGCUUGCCCUCGUCGUCUUCGGCGUGAAUGACGUAUACGAUUACCCUUCAGAUGCCCGCAACCCGCGCAAGCUCGCCGACGCCCUCGAGGGCACCGUCCUCCUACCCGAGUUCCACCCCGCCGUCACCACUGCCGCGUGGAUCGCCACCGCCUUCAUAUCCGCCACGUCUCUGCUCUCCGCCCGACGCGCGAACAUAUCUGUGGUCACCGUCUUGCUGGCACUCGCGUGGCAGUACUCCGCGCCCCCGCUACGGUUCAAGGAGCGCCCCGUCCUCGACUCACUCUCCAACGGCGCGAUCGUCGACCUCGCCUACCUCGCCGGCUACACUGCAGGUGGAGGCGCUCUCGACGCGCGCAUGCUCCGCCUUCGCGGACACGUCCUCGGGCUAUGCACGGCCGGCGUGCACGCGCUCGGCGCUGCCGUCGACGUAGCGGCCGACGCAGCUGUCGGCCAGCGCACCAUCGCGACGGUGUACGGUCCCCGCGCUGCGGCAGCCUUCGGACUCUUCAACUUCCUCUUUGCGUUUGCAGUCGAGCGGUCGUUCUCCGUGUUUGGCGUCUACAUCCUCGGAGGCAUCGUGAUCAUGUCUUCCGUCAUUGUCGAUCUCGGGCUCUCGCAUCUCGCGUUCCAAACGGUCGUUUACUGGACUGUGAUCAUGUCCGUAGCGUGGUUUGUUCAGAAAGCGACAUCGUUCUCCAAGCAUGUGUGA
This is a messenger RNA of Epithele typhae, 867 nucleotides long. RefSeq lists its product as uncharacterized. The transcript has 3 exons. Gene Ontology annotation, molecular function: transferase activity, transferring alkyl or aryl (other than methyl) groups. Bases 1 to 867 code for a protein of 288 amino acids. Lineage: Eukaryota; Fungi; Basidiomycota; Agaricomycetes; Polyporales; Epitheliaceae. The record is from RefSeq and is a predicted model, not a curated record. Gene Ontology annotation, cellular component: membrane.